CUCAAACGUUCUCUUUUUCUUCCACUCUUUCCCCGCCGUCGAUGAUCAUCCGAUAAACCGAAUCCCAUAAGCCCCGUCAUCUCUCUCUACAACUAAUCUCCUCCUUAUUCCGGCGAUUUUCCGAUGGAACCGAACGGCAAGAACGCCGGAGCAGUGCCACUGACACCGUCGAAGUCAAAGCUUUCCAGCAAGUCAAAGCAACCAGAGAAUGUAAACCCUAACGUUACUAGCCCUAAUCCGAAGGCCUUGCAUUCUCCAUCAGUAAAAUCUGCGACUAAAGUCCAGAAAUCGGCGAUGAAGAAACCUAAUCAGAUCUCUUCGCCUUCUCCCAAGAACAAGAUUCGGGAGAGGAAGUUUGUGGUGGCGAAGAAGAAUUCGAAGAGAGACAAGGAUAAAACCCUGAUUUCAGUCGAUUGUAAGUGUAAGGCUAGUGGUAAUUCGGACAAAUGUUUGUGUGUUGCUUAUGAGACUCUUAGGGCUUCUCAGGAAGGGUUUUUCAAUCGGAGUGAAGUUGCUGUACAAGAAGAAAGCCCUAGUUUACCGGUAGGUCUUCAAGGAAAAUCCGAAGAAGAUGACGUUUUUGAGACGUCCGGUGAUAAGAGGAGAAGGGAGAAACUGUUGGAUGAAGCAAGAAAGAGUAUUCCUGAACCUGGAUCUGGUAGAGUUUUGCAUUUGGUCAAGGCCUUCGAGAAUAUUCUCACGUUACCAGAUUCAAAUGAGGAUGAACUCGAAGAUCAGACAAACAGCAAUCCUGAGAGACGAUUCUCUUCCACUUCAUUCAACCCAUCUGAUCUCUUACUCACUGCAGAAAAUCUAGGGUUGCGUUCUUCACUUGAUGGCAGCCAUGGCAGCACAUCAAACAGGAUUUCAGGAGGUGGUCGUCAAAGCAGAAGAAACAGUUCUGAUUCAUCAUCUUCAAGUGUUGGGGGCAGCAGAUGGAAAAGACGAACACUCAAGGCUACCUCCCAGCGACCUUUCAAGCUCAAAACAGAGCAAAGAGGAAGAACAAAACAAGAAGAAUUCAUGAAGAAAGUCCAGGAGAUGAUAAUUCAACAACAAAAGCAACGGAUUCCCAUUGCUCAAGGCCUCCCAUUUACUACAGAUGAACCAGAAUGUCUGGUGAAACCACCUGUGAAAGAAAGUACAAAACCCAUUGAUCUUGUGUUGCAUAGUGAUGUGAGGGCAGUUGAGCGUGCUGAGUUUGAUCAUCAUGUGCAUGAAAAGCUCUCUUAUAUUGAGCAAUAUAAGCUGGAAAGAGAAAAGCAGCAAAAGUUGGAAGAAGAGGAAGAAUUAAAGAGGUUAAGGAAGGAACUUGUACCAAAGGCUCAACCUAUGCCUUACUUUGAUAGACCUUUCAUCCCAAGAAGGUCAGAAAAGCAACCAACAAUACCAAAAGAACCAAAGUUUCAUGAUCACCCUCAUCAUAAGAAGAUAAAGUGUUGCAUGUCUUGGAGUGAUAUGCAUGUUCAAUGCCAGCAGAGGUGACUUGUUGGAGUUUUUUUCAAGGGAAUGAUGGUGGAUAAGAAGGGUAAUUUCGUCAAUUGCUUGCCAAAACAAUAAUAUUCUUUUCUUUUUGAUUUGUGUAAAUGGUGCAAUUAAUCUGGUUGCAGUUUUGGUUGAACAAUAUUUGAUUUGUUUACAAAGGGUACACGAAUGUGUCAUUUUCUAAUGAAUUCCUUUCUAUAAUGAUGUGAUAUGUGGUUGGGUAGAG
Molecule: messenger RNA, 1711 nt
Organism: Lactuca virosa
Lineage: Eukaryota; Viridiplantae; Streptophyta; Magnoliopsida; Asterales; Asteraceae
Source: the annotation of a GenBank genome assembly